AUGAUUAAGUGGACAGCUGGACAUACAAAUAUGAAUCAACGUUUUAAAGCAUUUGUUAAUCAUCAUGUAUUAUUUGAUAUGAGACAUAUGGCUUAUUCAACAGAUGAAUUAUGGUUUAUUGAAUAUGAUACGGGUAGCUUUACUCAACAUGACAAUCUUCAAGCAUUUGAAACAUAUAAUCCAAUUAAUUAUGUUACUAAUUGGGCUCAAUCACUGUUAGUUAUUCAUGAAACUUACGAUUAUCGUAUACUAGACACUCAACAUACUAUGGUCUUUUGA
This is a messenger RNA of Rotaria sordida, 279 nucleotides long. NCBI's taxonomy places the organism in Eukaryota, Metazoa, Rotifera, Eurotatoria, Philodinida, Philodinidae. The record is from the annotation of a GenBank genome assembly.